GCCAUUUCCUCUUUUUUCUCUAUAAUGUUCCUCCUCUGCUCUGCUUCUUCUUAGAAAAACUACACUGACACACGUAUAUAUAAACAACUACAUAUAUAUAUAUAUACAUACAGGGAAAGAGAGAGUGAAAAUGGUGGACGAUUUCAUGGUGUGCGUGGAUCGCUUGAUAACAUCAGCUUGCUUUGAGUCUGUCAAUGGCGGAAGAGAAAGCGAAGAAUUCGAGAGACAGACAUGCUUUGACGGUGAACCCAAAAAGGAAAACGGUGCCGUUUUGGUUGUGGAGAACAGUAAUGGAGGAGAAGGUUCGUCUUGUUCUGCAAAGAAGGUGAAGGAAAUGGUGGAAUGUAGGAUAUGCCAAGAAGAAGACGAGGUCCAUGAAAUGGAGGCUCCUUGUGCCUGUAAUGGCUCUCUCAAGUUUGCGCAUAGGAAGUGUAUCCAGAGAUGGUGCAACAAGAAAGGUGACAUAACAUGUGAAAUCUGCAACAAGAUCUUUUCACCAAAUUAUUCUCUCCCCCCACAGAGGAGCAGUCCUGAUGUUCUAGCAAUUGAUAUUAGCCAAGCAUGGGGCCCACACAUGAAUCUCCGGGAUUCUCAUCUUAUAGUUUUAGCUGCUGCUUCUGAACGUCAAUAUUUACAGUCAGAAUAUGAGGAUUAUGCUGGUGCAACAACUGGUAGCAUUGCCUGUCUCCGCUCUGUUGCUUUCAUUUUGCUGAUGGUUUUGCUUCUACACCAAGCUCUUAUGGUCACAAGAGAUUCAGGUUUGGUGCAAGAAUCUUCAACAUUCUUCCGAAUUCAGAUCUCACUUCUUCAGUUCACUGUCUUUCUUUUGCCGUGCUAUAUUGUGGCUCAAUCUUGUUACUUACAAAGCAGGAGGAGAAGACAGGGUUAAAUGGAGCAAGACUCGUGUUAACGUCUUCUACUACACACUGAUAAAUCAGGGUCGGGAAGAUCUAUUGUACAUUACAUUUCGUCAAGUUGUACUUAAAUUCAAGAAAUUUAUAAAUUUAAGAACUGUAAAAAUGUCCUUGUAUUUUCCUUACCUCUGAAGAGGAAGAACAAGUACAAGAAAAAGAAAAAGAAGCCCUGUAAUCCUUCCUUAAAGUAGACAAGAAAUUGAAAGAAAAUUCAAGUGCAAAUAUUGAAUUGUAUA
This is a messenger RNA of Carica papaya (papaya), 1150 nucleotides long. RefSeq lists its product as uncharacterized. Gene Ontology annotation, cellular component: membrane. Gene Ontology annotation, biological process: protein ubiquitination. Lineage: Eukaryota; Viridiplantae; Streptophyta; Magnoliopsida; Brassicales; Caricaceae. Gene Ontology annotation, molecular function: zinc ion binding; ubiquitin-protein transferase activity. The record is from RefSeq and is a predicted model, not a curated record.